Messenger RNA from Rattus rattus (black rat), 2487 nucleotides. Its product is annotated as E3 ubiquitin-protein ligase RLIM-like. Lineage: Eukaryota; Metazoa; Chordata; Mammalia; Rodentia; Muridae. The record is from RefSeq and is a predicted model, not a curated record. The transcript has 4 exons. Gene Ontology annotation, cellular component: cytoplasm; nucleoplasm. Gene Ontology annotation, molecular function: RNA binding.
AUGCGAUGCUCUCAUGCUCUUCUCAAUGUAGAUGGAAUGACCUGCCUCAAGGUUGAAAACCUGGCCUACCACACUUCAUCUUAUACCCUGAAGCACAUAUUUGAGGAUUAUGGGCCUGUUGGUGAUGUAUUCAUCCCCCGAAAUCAUUUAACUGGAGAGAACUAUGGCUUUGCCUUCAUCCAUUUCUACAACAACUGUGAUGCCAAGGAUGCCGUGCAUGGCCUACAUGAGAUUUUACUGGAUGGCAAUAAACUGAAGGUACAAAUGGUACACAAUGAUGAUCUACAUUAUGCUCAACCUGACUGUGGCCAUGGAAGACAAUACCAUUAUGAGGAAGAAAACCAUGAAUUACAGAGACAAUAUAAAAGACAACAUUGUUCCAAUACCAGGAUCCAAACCAGAUCUCAGAGCAGAUUGUCUCCAGACAACUCAGAAUCCAAAUCUCAAUCUCGUAAUCACUCCCACAGAAAAUCGGCAUCAACCAAACGAUCCACGAUCCAGUCUUCAGUGUCUACUCAAAAGCUGCCAAACAGGGCCUGUCCAAAGUCUAGAAACUGCCCAGGAGAAAAGAAGAAACCCAAGUCUAAGUCUUCAUGUAAGAGUGUCUUCAAGUAUCCUUCAGGAGGAGGAUGUCUUGUGAUAGAAAAUAUGGAUACCAAGCAAAAGCAAGUGGAAAAUGUACAGUCCAAGUCUGUGUUUAAAAAGUCAUGUCGAUCAAAAGGAAAUGCUGCUCACACAUUGAUGGCAAGUCCAUCUACCAGAAGUCAGAAAAGAAAAAGAUGCAGAAGCCCACAAAAUUUAAGAGAAAGCCCAAGGUUGGAAAGAAAACAUGUAGAAAGUAACCAAAGGCAAAUGGAAUAUCCACAAUCUGAGUCAAUAAUAAAAAAAUGUUUAUGAAAAGAAAUUGAACUUGAAAUGUUGACAGUAUAUGAUAGAUCUCAGAGAACAAGAAGGAGUAGCCAAGGACUUCCAUGAUCCAACAAUUCGAAUAGAUGUGGAGCAAACACUGCACAUGUUCUGAAGAGUGGUGAUUCUGAAAGAAGCCAGCUUAACUCCCUUCAGCAAUCUGAGAAGGGAAUGAAAAUGGGGAUAAGGGAAUGUGGGUUUUGGACAGCAAAAAGUCAGAGUAACCCAAGCAAUAAUGAUAUCACUGGAGAAGUGAGGUUUACCUUUAAUAAAGGGAACUCAAAUCCUCAAAAUGACCUUUCAGGGGUUAGCUGUCAUGACAAUAAUAGGAAAAUCCAGAAACAAGUGGACUAUCAACAACCUGAGUCAACAUGUGUAAGUCCAUUUACAAAAGAAGGAAAUAUAACUGAAGUUUUAGUGGAAGAUACAUUUAGUAAAGAUAGAAGCACCAGAAGUAAAAGUCCAGAUAUGCUGAUACUUAAAGAAACAAUUGAAAGUAGUCUACUUCCAGAAACUAAGGAUAUGGCACUAGUGGAAACUCAUCAUUGUUUAUCACCUGAAACUUUUAAAGAUCUUAGGAAAGAUGAGGCUUACUUCUGUUCUAAUAGUCACACAUUUCUGCCAUUGAGAGAUGACUUAAACAUAUCUGAGUUGCAAAAACUAUAUUUUUUUGCAUCUUUUCCAACAAGAGAACACAUAUUGACAGAGAGCACUGCUCAUAGAAGUCAAUCUACAUCUGUAACACCAACUAACUUUACCACUGUGGAAAUUGAUCAAAAAGACACAAACCUCUCUUCUUGUUAUAACCAGACAGGUAUACAAAAUUCUGAAAAAAAUUCUGAUGAAACUUUAAAAACUAAUUUAGACUUUACAAUAGUUACAACUCCUUAUGGAACAGCAGGCAACAUUAUGACAGGAGAUUUUGAAGUAAAUGAUAAUUUUACUGAGAUUGACUUAGAGUCUUGUGACUCAUUGGCGAGUCAAAAUAAUAGAAAAGUUCAAUCUGGUCACAGUAAUAUUUCUAGUUCUGUUUCCAUCACUAAUUCAAAUUCUACCAGUAAUUCUAAUAUAAAUUACUCACUGCUUUCUUUGUUAAAUUACAAUCAACAGUUUUUACCUGUUCCUAAUAUUAUUGCCAAUAAUACUAUUGGCAAUGAUAUAAAUUCACCACAUACCUCACAAAUUAACAAAGAAUGUGAUGAAUUCUUUUUAUUUCAUUACCCACCUUUAGAGGACAGACAGCAAAUGCAUGUUAUAAGCCCAGAAAUAUCUAAUGAUAGUGAUUCUUGGCCACUUUUGCCUGAUUUUUCAAACUUCAAUGAUAUUCAUAAUAACCACCCUAAAGGACUUACCAAAGAACAGAUAAAUACUUUACCAGUAAAAACGUUUUGUGAAAAUGAUAAAUUAAACCACUGCAGUAUUUGUAUCACACCAUAUAUACAAAAUAGCAAGAUUCGUGUACUACCUUGCUUUCAUGAAUAUCAUGAUAAAUGCAUUGACCGCUGGCUGUCUGAAAACUCUACCUGUCCUAUUUGUCGAAAACAUAUAAUUAAUCCUGAUGACAUAGAAUUUCUAUUUUGA